This is a messenger RNA of Drosophila montana, 1186 nucleotides long. Its product is annotated as protein C1orf43 homolog. The transcript has 3 exons. NCBI's taxonomy places the organism in Eukaryota, Metazoa, Arthropoda, Insecta, Diptera, Drosophilidae. The record is from RefSeq and is a predicted model, not a curated record. Bases 73 to 1023 code for a protein of 316 amino acids.
AUAUCGAUUAUUUUGCAACCAAAAACCUAAACAAAAGAGAUUUUUAGUGGAAAAUUCGAAACGCCCGCAAAAAUGGAGCAGCUUUCGGGUGUUAUGAUAAUAAUUAUCAUCGGCGGCGGCGUGCUGACCUUUGUAAUGCUCUUCAUAUUCGCCAAGCGGCAGAUAAUGCGAUUUACUCUGCGUAGCCGCCGCGGCCCCCAUGUGCCAGUGGGCACUGAUGCCAAAAAGGCGCUGCGUCGCGAAAUUGAGCGCAGAUUGGACUGCAUACAAAAGAUAGCACAGGAGCCAAAGCUGCUGUGGACCGAUGCGGACAAGUAUAUUGUGCAGCCAGGUCCUGAGCAAGAUUUGCCCCCCUACUACUACCGCAUGAAGGCCGUGGAUGAUGUUAAAUUGCUGGAAUCGGAGAUAGCGCGCGCGGAUGGCAGCACACGCCACGCCCACGAAAGCUUACGUGCCUUUCUACUGACUACGCUCUCGGUGACGCUCAACGGCACUGGGCAACGCAUAAUACAUCAAUUCUGUGACACUUACGAACACGCUCGCCACGAUCCAAAUGAAUUUGGCAAGGACGAGUACGAGGCUUACCAUCACAUGCUGCUCAAGCUGAUGGAGGCUGCCAAGCAACUGAAGAAUUAUAAUUCGAGAAAGGCCUCGCCAGCGCGCACCCCACGCAAACAAAAAAUGCACUCAUUGCUGGAUCCAGCACGCCUGCGUCCGCCACCCGUCGUUGAGCCGCCUAGCAGUGAGCUGACAGCCGGCCAGCAUGCGAAAGUCAAUAUGACACUGGGCCUGCAAGGCGAUGAAAUGGUGGCCGCCGAACUGGCCACCAAUCCGCUGCAUUUACAGGCACCCGCCGAACGUGAUCUUAUCAUACGCAAUCGCAUUAAGACGCCCACGCUAGACGACAUUGUGGUCGAGGCGGCGGAGCAGCAACAGCAAAGUGAGACGGCCAACAACAAUGGGGAGCAUGAGAUAAUGAGCAUCUCAUCGGUACAAUUUCAACGCAAUUCGAGCGUAGUCUAAGGUUUGGCAAGGGAACUCUGCACCAGGACUAACCUAAUAGAAGAUAAUUAACUUCGCCGUACUGAAUAUUAUUUCGUAAUAUAUAUAUUAUAUUUGUUGAUCUUAACAUAAUGGUUUUAAAUAUAAGCUGCACCAUAAGCCAAUUUGGCAUAGUUUCUUGUAA